AUGGCUGCCCCGCGCGCCGCGGUGGCGUCGGCAAAGCAGGUGACGAGGCAGAACUUCGCGGAGGCCGUGCGGGAGCUGGGGGCCCACUUGGAGGCGUGCGACUACGUGGCCGUGGCGGCGCAGAAGACCGGCGCCCCGACGGGGUGGCGCCGCGCGCUGCCGGUGGACACUGCGGAAACGGCCUAUCUCAAGGCCAAGCUCGCCGCAGAGUCCUUCCAGCCGCUGCAGAUCGCCGUCUGCCCCUUCAGGCUGCGCAGCUCUUCCCCGUCUACCCUUGUGGCCUACCCGUACAAUUUUCACUUAUUUCCUAGAGAUGAACUACAGCUCGGAAUGCCUUCAUACAGUUUCUCUUGUCAAUCAUCUUAUUUAUCAACUAUGGCUAAUGAUGGUUUUGAUUUCAAUAUGUGCAUAUAUGAUGGUAUUUCUUAUCUAUCAAGGGUUCAAGAAUCCUUAGCAAGGCAAAAGAUCUUUACUCCUCGUCCUCAACAAUUGUUGCCAUCUCCAAGCACAUCAGUUUCGGAUUCAGUUUUCGUGAAUAGAAUAAAGGCUAAGAUAUUGCACUGGCGAAAAGGAUAUGCUGACCCAAGUAAAAAAGAUGAUGGUACUUUGGUUAGUUCCCUUAGCAGAUUAAUUUUGGGUGGUGAAACAUAUGGUUCCAGGCCCAGUAUGAGUAUUGAUGUCUGCAGUGAUCGGCAAGUUCAACUGGUCUUGGAGGCAGUAAACCAUAUCUCUGAUGACCUUGUAUCUCUCGUUGUUCCGCACAAAGCUGGAGCUGCUAGGUCCGUGCGUGUGAUCUUUACUAACUCGAAAGAGGAUAAGAAUCUUCUCCUGAUGGAUAUCCAGAAAUUAGAAGAUGAACAAAACUUUAAAUUCCGUGGAUUUCGAGAAGUUAUUGAUCUACUAUCAUCUUCACAGAAGCCAAUCAUAUCGUACAAUUGCUUGAAUGAUAUGACAAUGCUGCACACCAAAUUCAUUGCACCUCUUCCGCCAAACUUGCAUGAAUUUAUGUGUUCUCUAAAAAUGGUCUUCUCUAAUGUUGUUGAUAUCAACCACCUGUGGAGGCAAAUUGGCCCUUUGAGAAAAGCGAAGAAUAUACAAGCCGCUCUCAGUUACUUACAAAGACAGUACUUUGUGCCAAUUGAAAUAGAAAUACCACAGCAAGAUGGUACCAGCAGUGUAACAAAAAAUGAGCAAAAUGUUCUGAGAAUAACAAAGUUAUUUGCUAAACUAAGUAAUUUACUGAAAAUCAGUCCUGAGUGCCAACUGCAAUCUCGUGAGCAGUGCACUGCAGUUGAAGAAUAUUGUAACAUCUUCUAUCCAAGUUGUGUGGUCGAAGGUUCUGAUGAUGCCAACUUUGCUAUUGAGUCAGACACCACAGAAACUGUGAGCACUGAUAACAUCAUCUUCUUGUGGGGCUUUAGGGAAAAAUCUGUCAAGGAGUUAAAAUCUUACCUUAUUGGCUUACAUCAAGCCUUCUCAGAAGAUUUUGAGGUCAAGUUGUUGGAUAAGACAUGCUCAGCUUUGAUAUUCCGUGAUUCUAAUACUGCAACGCAGUUACUAAAAGAAAUAAACUCAGAAGGCCCCUCGCUAAAUAGAUUCUUCUCAGAAGGUCUGAAAGCUGCAGGUUUUGAAGUGUACAGAAAGGUCUGCAGGUUAGGACUUUGGGAUUCAGAUUUAGCGGAGGUCCUCGAGGAUGUUUCAUCUGAGCUAGGUGUUCCGACACUUCCUGAGUGCAGCACCUCUCAGAUAUACUGGAAUAGUGCAUUGAUGCUGGACCUGAAGGAGUAUCUGGAAUGCUAG
Messenger RNA from Miscanthus lutarioriparius, 1800 nucleotides. The record is from the annotation of a GenBank genome assembly. NCBI's taxonomy places the organism in Eukaryota, Viridiplantae, Streptophyta, Magnoliopsida, Poales, Poaceae.